UGUAAUUCUCACAGUUUAUCCUCGACUUUCCCCACAAUGAACAGACUGCACCUUCUCGUUCUGGGCAUCCUAUUGGCUGUCAUCACAGAAAGCUUCUGCAUACAAGUUCCCGGGGGACUCGGUCCUCAACAAUUUGCAGGACCAGGAGAGCAGGCUCUUGUACAAAAAAAUCGAAAUGCUAUCAUUCGAAAGAUGCCAUCAUACAUGCGGGGGCCAUUUGGAACAUUCAAAGCCUUGACAUUUAAGACACAGGUCGUUCAAGGAACGAACUAUUUCAUCAAGGUGCGUAUUGCUGGUCGUCGUCCUCGCUUCAUUCACGUCCGAAUCUAUACUCGACUGAACAACCGUAGCAGAGUGGACGGGGUAAAAUCCGUGAACCAAUAUGAACCCAUAAUGUUUUUCUAGAGAUCUUGGCACGUACGAUAUUGUAAUUUAUCGGAUUAAUAUACUGCAAGA
This is a messenger RNA of Ostrea edulis (European flat oyster), 456 nucleotides long. RefSeq names its product cystatin-A-like. NCBI's taxonomy places the organism in Eukaryota, Metazoa, Mollusca, Bivalvia, Ostreida, Ostreidae. Gene Ontology annotation, molecular function: cysteine-type endopeptidase inhibitor activity. Bases 37 to 405 code for a protein of 122 amino acids. The transcript has 3 exons. The record is from RefSeq and is a predicted model, not a curated record.